This is a messenger RNA of Diaporthe citri, 1245 nucleotides long. RefSeq lists its product as uncharacterized. The coding region runs from base 1 to 1245 and encodes 414 amino acids. The record is from RefSeq and is a predicted model, not a curated record. The transcript has 4 exons. Gene Ontology annotation, biological process: carbohydrate metabolic process. Lineage: Eukaryota; Fungi; Ascomycota; Sordariomycetes; Diaporthales; Diaporthaceae.
AUGAAGUCCUUUCUUGUUACCCUGGCACUCGCUAACACCGCCCUGGGAGCAUCUAACGUGUCCCUCCCCAAUGGCUGGUUCACGAUCCCUCCCGCCUCAAAGAUCUCCCCAGGCUCUUUCCACGGGCAGCCUCGCUACUUGACAUGGAUGGUCGACAGCCAGAUCAAGCACGGCAUCGAGCCCACGCACGCCUACACCGUAUCCGCGCUGCUUUCUGCCGUGAAGCUCGCCUACGACCGGACCCAAGAUGAUAAAUAUGCCGCAUACAUUGAGAAGCACGUAGACAUCCAGCUCUACCCAGGCUAUAACGGCAACAUCUUGAUGUACAACAACAGCAACUCCAUCGAUGACAUUCGUUUCGGGCAUUCAUUUCUUGACAUGUACAACAUAUCCGGUGGAGAGGAGAUCUACAAAACUGCGGCGAAGGUCCUGAAAGACCAGAUCGACCGCAGUCGCCGCACGCCAGAUGGUGGAUUUUACCAUCGUUACCCCGACUAUGUCGAUCAGAUGUGGCUCGACGGGAUUUACAUGCUAGACGUCUUUUAUGCGCGGUGGACCUAUGAGUUCGAACCUGAUAACACCACGGCGUGGGACGACAUCGCGCUCCAGUUUGAUCUCAUCGAUGCGGGAACGACGGUCGAUCGGGAGCGCACAAAUGGGCUUCCACUCCACGGAUUCGACGUUUCAAAAAAGCAGACGUGGGCCGAUCCCGAAACGGGUGCAUCGCCUCACGUCUGGGGCCGUGCUGUUGGAUGGUACAUCAUGGCCCUCGUAGACACACUUGACUACUUCCCGGAACAGCACCCCGGCAGAGAAAGACUCCUGUCCUACCUGCAAAGCCUUGCAGACGCUGUCGUGGCGUCACAAGAUAAGGUCUACAAGGGCUGGUAUAACAUCAUGGACCCAGGUCUAGAGUCCCGCUCAGGCAACUACAUCGAAAGCUCCGGUUCGGCAAUGUUUGUGUACGGCCUAUUCAAGGCUCUGCGACUCGGGCACAUCUCCGGGGAGCAGUACGAGGCCGCGGCGACGAGCGGAUGGGACCUUAUGACUGGCACUUUCGCUGAGAAGACGGAGAGCGAUGGGGCUUUGGUAUGGGGCUGGACAGUUCAGACGGGGAGUUUGAGCUCCAAUGGAACCUUCGAGUAUUAUGCCAGCAUUCCUCUAUUCGAGAAUGACCUUAAAGGUGUAGCGCCUUUCAUUUUCUCUGCAUAUGAGUAUGAACUCUAUAUUGAGGGGAAGGAGUGA